AUAUUUACAUAUUGCUGAUAUUAUUCAAGAAAUAUUAGAAAAUAUAAUUGCUAAUUGGGGUCUUAUCAAAAAGGAUUUAAUAAGAGAUCUUGUUGAUAUUUUAGAACCUUUCUUUGAAACUACAGAGGAGCUUAGUGGUUCCAAGUAUAUUACAAUUUCUUAUAUUCUCCUAUCUAUUUUUGCAUUAAUGAGAAAUCUAAGUAAUUAUUCUGACAAAGAAUUAAGUGAAGUAGAUUUUAAAACAGAUAACCUAGUGUUUGAUGAUAAUAUUAGAUUCAAUAACACUGAAGAAGAAGAAAAAGAAG
Scutellospora calospora is the source of this 305-nucleotide messenger RNA. The record is from the annotation of a GenBank genome assembly. Lineage: Eukaryota; Fungi; Glomeromycota; Glomeromycetes; Diversisporales; Gigasporaceae.